GAUUUGUGGUGAAUAUGCAAAUGCAACUGGUACUGGCAUUGCCAUUGGAGCACCAGGGCCAACACUUCUUCACAAUUCUUCCAUCGCGACCUCGUCGCUUCCAACAACAAGCCGUCUUCACAGCGGUCAUGCACUUUUCUAGUUGCGCUGAAGUAGCAGCUCAUACUAAGCUCAUACUAGCCUCCUGUGCUAGACGAGCGUUCAGGUGUUGUGCUGCCAGCGGUCACAAAUGCUCCUGACCGGCACCCCCGCGGCGCUCCGCGCCGCGCGCGCCUCCCGCGUGGCCGCUUCCGCGCCGGCCGCCCCCUCCGCCGGACCCUCGGCCCAGGCCCUGCCUCUGCCGGGCACCCCCGCGGCUGCCCCUGCCCGCACCCGCCUCCGCCGCCGGCUUGUCUGCGUUGCGGCGGCGCCGCCCGCCGCUACGACCGUGGUCCUCACGGUCAAGCCCACCACCAACGGCAACGGCAAUGGCCACGGCGCCAGCAGCGGCUACGCCAGUAGCGGCUUCAGCGCCACCGGCAGCUACGCCAGCGGUGACGAGCAGGACGAGCCGCCGCAGGACUGGGACGAGGAGGAUGCCCUGUCGGUGCCGGCGGAGUUCCCCAUCCCGCGCGGCGAGACCGCGGGCGCCACACUGGUUCUGGAGGACGUGACGGUGCAGGCGGGAGACCGCGACCUGCUCUCCGACGUGUCUUGGAAGCUGAUGCCGGGCCAGCGCGCCGGCCUGGUGGGCGCCAACGGCUGCGGCAAGUCCACCCUGCUGCGCUGCCUCAGCGGCCUGCGCUCCGUGGACGCUGGCACCGCCCGGGUGGCGCCGCUGGUGCAGGUGGGCUACCUGGAGCAGACGGCGGUGGGCGGCAGCCGCCGCACCGUGUGGCAGGAGGCGCGCAGCCGCAUGUCGGGCCUGGUGGAGGCGGAGCGGGACAUGGCGCGGGCGGAGCGGGACCUGGCCAACGGCGACGCGGCGGCGGCGGAGCGGCUGGCGGCGGCGCAGGAGGCGUGGGAGAUGGCGGGCGGGCCGGAGAGCGAGCGCACCAUCACCAACGUGCUCACGGGCCUGGGCUUCAAGCCGGAGCAGUUCCACAAGCGCUGCACCGAGUUCAGCGGCGGCUGGCAGAUGCGCAUCGCGCUGGCCCGCCUGCUGCUGGGGCCGGCGGGCCAGGGCGGCAACGGCACCGGCGCGCUGCUGUUGCUGGAUGAGCCCACCAACCACCUGGACAGCGCCGCCUGCAAGUGGCUGGGCGACUUCCUGCGCAAGGGCGUGCCGCCCUCCACCUCCGUGGUGCUGGUCAGCCACGACGAGGCGCUGCUGGACGCCGCCUGCAACCGCAUCGUGGAGGUGCGCGGCCGCACGCUGAACCACUACGCCGGCAACUUCAGUAAGUUCCUGGCGCAGCGCGAGGCGCGGGAGGCCGCCGCCCGCGCCGAGGCGGAGGCGCAGCAGGCCGAGAUCGACAAGCUGGAGGAGUUCGUGACGCGCUUCGGCGCCAAGGCCUCCAAGGCCUCUCAAGCCCAGUCCAAGGCCAAGAUGCUUGAGAAGCUGAAGGCGCAGCAGACAGUCAUCCCCGCAGCGGCGGCCGCGGCAGGCGCCGGUGACGCACGCAAGGUGGCUCUGAAGCUGCCGCGUGCGCCGCCCUGCUUCACCGAGGCCAUCAAGCUCACGGGCGCGGCGGUGGGCUGGGGCACGCCCGGAGAGCCGGGCGCCAAGCCCCUCAUCAGCGGAGUGAACCUGGUCAUUCGCCGCGGGCAGCGCGUGCUGGUGCUGGGCCCCAACGGCGCGGGCAAGUCCACGCUGCUCAAGGCGGUGGCGGGCAACCUGCCGCUGUGGGCGGGCGACCGGGUGCUGGGCGAGGGCGUGCGGCUGGCGGUGUUCAGCCAGGACCUGGCGCAGGAUCUGCCGUUGGACAUGCCAGCCCUUGAGUACGUGGAGGCGGUGGCGCGCGCCAACGACCCUGGCAUCACUCUGGAGAAGUGCCGCCAGGCGCUGGGUGCGCUGGGGCUGACCGGCACCAUGGCGCUGCAGAAGAUUGGCGUGCUGUCUGGCGGCGAGAAGGCGCGUGUGGCACUGGCGGCGUUUGCGCUGGUGCCCGCCAAUGUGCUGCUGCUGGAUGAGGCCAGCAACCACCUGGAUGCCCAGACCAUCGAGGUGCUGACGGGCGCCCUGAAGGACUUCGAGGGCGUCAUCAUCGCCAUCACGCACAACCAGUCCUUUGCCGCCUCCCUCAACGCCACGCACAUCCUCCGCGUCGCCAACGGCGUGGCCCGCCUCAGCGACAACCUCGGCCUCUCGGCGUCAGACUUCGAGCACCCCUCCACCGGUGCCUCGUCUGCGCCUGCCGCCUCCAAGGCCGCCGCGCCCGCGGCUGCCACUACUGGCGGUGGCAAGAAGGGCGGCAAGAAGGGUGCUGCCGCGGCGCCCGCACCCGCGCCUGCCAAGGCGGCGCCGGCUGCUGCCGCCCCUGCACCGGCUGCCGCCAAGUCCAAGUCGAAGCGCACGACGCUUGCGUACAAGGAGCAGCUGGAGUACCAGAAGCUGGGCAAGGAGAUGGAGGCCCUCGGCAAGAAGCGUGUGCAGCUAGAGGCGCAGCUGGCGGACGCGGCGGUGGCUGGCGGUUCCAAGGUCAUGCACAUCAGCGCUGAGCUGGGCAAGGUGGUUGACGAGCUGGAGAGCAAGGAGGUGCGCUGGCUUGAGCUAGCGGAAAUCGCCGGCGACAUCUGAAAGGGUUUGGAGAAGAUCUUCGGAGCGUUGGUGCGGGAGUGUGUGUAUGUGCUUGCAUUUGCAGGGCGUGCUAUCUGCCAGGUGUGGUACAAGCUUGGCGUGAGUGACUUGGAUGCGAUUGAUGGAAUGGACUUUACUUAUUGCUCAGAAUUAGUGUGAGAGUGAGAGUGAGGUGAGUACCGUAGCGGCAGUGAGGAACAGCAGAGGGGUGGCAGCGCCCGCAUGCUGCGGCACGCUUGGGUUAGCUUUUACAAUGAGAGUGUGCAGGGAUUUUUGAAGAGGAGCGUGGGCGGACAUAUGAAGGCUCAGAGAUGAACUGAUCGUGGUUAUGGACGAGAGUGGUUGGCAGGGGAUGUGGCGAGCGUCGUGUCUGGCAGACUGGCACCAGGGCAGGCGCCAGCGCUGCAAUGGGCGUGUGAAAGGCUGAAGGCGUGGGCUAAAGGGCUGGUUCCGUACUUCGUGCGCGCUUUUAAGUGCAUUGCCAG
Molecule: messenger RNA, 3204 nt
Organism: Chlamydomonas reinhardtii
Lineage: Eukaryota; Viridiplantae; Chlorophyta; Chlorophyceae; Chlamydomonadales; Chlamydomonadaceae
Exons: 15
Coding region: 230-2719 (829 amino acids)
Molecular function (GO): ATP binding; ATP hydrolysis activity; DNA binding
Source: RefSeq, a predicted model, not a curated record